AUGUUUGAUUUUGGUGUGGUUGAAAAUUUAAGUGGUCAGCGUCUAUUUCAUUCUAGGAAUACUAUUCAGGUGUCUUUGGUUGUUGAAGCAGGCUAUGAUUUCUUGGUAGAUAUAUCUGCUAAGAAAGCAGCAGGAAGCAGUCCAUUUCGCUCUGCUGUUGUGAAGUGUUUUCUCCAAACAGUGAGGAAUUUUCAACGUUCUGAUCAGUUGAUGAUACACCUUAGUUCGUUCUCAACCGUUUCUGCACACCAUUCUGUUCCACAGAGUGCACAAGAUGGCCUGCCAUUGUUCUAUGUCCAACCUGGUUCAUCUACUCCAGUUUUGUCACAAGACGUUGCAUCUCCUAGCAAGGAAAAAGGGAGAAAACCGAAGAUGAGAGACCCGGUUUCUCAGUUUGCAACAUUCUGGAGACCAGUCAUUUCAUUGGACACAAGCAUCUGGUAUAAAUGGUUUCACAUUCAUCGUAUUGCCGUCCAACUGGACUAUGAUGCGUAUGAUGAGAAAUCUGCUCGUGACCAUCUACAUGUGCCGAAUGCUAGUGGUCGCUUCUCAACUGCUCAGUGCCGUAAGGCAGCGGGGAGUCUGUACUCUGCUCUUACUGAUUGGUCAACGUUUGUUUUACUCGAGAACCAUUCUUACAUUCGUUUCAUUACCAGCAAUUCAGAGUCAGAGUCAUCACCUCCUUCUCAUUUCUGUCUUGCUCGAUUGACCCAAAAGAGCCCUCACAUGGUGGUUCGAAUAGCAUUUGUGGCAGGUACGCCGCCUGACAUUCAGUUUGAGAUGGUUGAAGGACUGCGUGGAAUGUUGAAUACGUUGGUCGUGGAGCGUCAAACUCCUAGGAUGCCUAAGAUGUCGGUUACCACGAAGGGAAGACAGAAGAAGCUUGUAUCGCAGGAGACGAUCAUUCAAACACCUGCAUUUGUGAUGACUAAAGUUCCGGAGAGAAUUUUUGUCAGAUACGAAAAACUUCCUGCCGAGUUGACUCAUUCACAAGAGCAAGCAGCAGUUAGAGGAACUUUUGGAAAUGAAGAUGCUUUAGUUGGAAUUGGAGAGAAGACAUCAGUAGGAUCAGGUAGCACAUUGGUGAUGCGCUCGUUGGAAAAUUACCUUUAUCACAUACGGUGGGUGUGGAGACUUCAUCCGGAUGAGACAGACCAAGAAUCCAGCUUUCUGAGUGUUACUACCGUUGGUCUUAUCUUGUCAGCCUUGCUGAGGUUGCGCCUUCGAGAGGGAUUCCACAUUGCCAGCAGUGCUCUCGGCCUUGUUUACCUAGUUAAAGAACUGCAAAUGAAAGAAACCGAUGAUUUGACUCAGCCGUGCCUUUUACAAUACGUUUUGUUUCCACCACUGGCAUGUGGUUCCAGUGGUACAUCCGAACAGUCACACUCUGGUGCAGCUGUCUUGAAAGCUAAGAAGUUGCACAUCGUUACUGAAGCAUGGAUUGAACCACAAUGCGGGAGUAUCACUAACUGCUCGCCAUCAAUGAGAGGCUGGGAGGGAUUGGACUACCAGCAAAUUCUAGACGAGGUUCAUCGGUCAAGUACCUCACUUGUUUCUACGCUCUGUUCGUAUGAGCAGCUGUUUUUGAUGUGUUGCCAUCCAGGGUUGUGUCCGCCACCAACGAGACAGUGUUCGGAUGGAAGACCAAACGGCAAUGUCUCUCUUCAACACGUUCCAUUUCUAUUUGACGUCUGCUUGUUACUUCGUCAAACUAGACAACUGCAGCUUCUUUUUUCAGGGUUUGGCAAGGGUCAGAGCAGUCAAGCGAAUGCGAGACUGCUCUCAUUGAUUUGUGAGAAGCUUGUUGGUGUUUGCGAGACUAAAUUUCUGAUUCAAGAUGCCGACGCUGUUCGAUUGACUGAACAAAUUUGGCUUCGUUGUCCGGAAGAAGAUCGGCAGCAUGAUCGACUAAAAUGGCUGUUAGGGGUUUGCAGGUGGAAUUGCUUUUUAAAACCUGCUGGCGAAAGCCGAUUGUUUGUAGUCUUGGUGCCAGACAGUAGCACUUACUGUAAAUCUGUUAGCUCUGAAUCUGAUGAUGAAACCGACAGUGCUAUACCUGUUUACAUCUAUGAAUGUCACCAGUGGAUGGAAUCAGAGAAGAAGGAUAAGGAAGUGACCGGUGCAACUGAAGUGACAGCUCUUGAUGCUGAUGUAGUCGAAGACUUGACGUUUUUGAGGCAGAACCACGAGGUGAGAUUUGAUGCAAGUGAAACUGAUCAAGACUCUUGUGUGAGAUAUCAUGGUGCUAGUCGAAGAGUGACUCGAACGUCGAGAAACUCAUCUACUGCAGUGUUUGUUAACACUGUUUCAACUCAACUCGCAACGUUUCGUGAGCGUGUCAAAGACGUUUAUUAUCAGUGUUUUGUUGAGGCGACAUUUGUUGCAUUACGGAACAGAGAGUACGUUGAUACUGCUAGUGUCACCGAUGCUGUUGAGUUGUGUGAGGAAGGACGAAUAGGAAUCGACCUUACUGACUUUCUGAGUACCAUUUGUGUUCAUUUCAGCGGCAUCGAUGGGCAACUGAAACGGAGUGGUAGUGAUCUUGCUACUCCUGUUUUGGAAAAGGCGGCAUCAGUUGAAAAUGAUGGCGACUUGCUGGCUGGUAGAAGUUCUAUAUGUGGACACCCUUUGCCGAUAUGUCGUGUCUUUGGCAACAUGAUUGAAGCUCAAUUUAGCUCCAUUCUUGCUUCUUCAUUUCAGGCUGUACCAGCAAGUAGAGAGGUCUUCUUUUUUUCACCAUACGGGACUUCUUGGGAGUCUUUGUCACAGUCUUCAGACAGCCCACAGGACACACUGGGACAGAGUUUGACGGACUGCUCGGAUAAUGGUGACGUAGAUUUUACUGACAUGGGACAGCGUUCGGAGAGUCGGGCUGACAGUGAAGGCUUUGAAGAAGUUUUCACUCAGGAAGCGGCGGAGGAGGAUGUGGAAGUGGCUUUUUUAGGUUAUUCGUCUGGUUCUAAGGCAGAUAAAGAUGAAGAAGGUGAAGAAGAGGACAGUGAAUCAAAUGAUUUGCCGCUAUUCAUUAGCUUUAUCUGCUCUGUCAAAGACAAGAAAACAGGGCAUAUUCAUGUGACAGCACCGUUAACGAGCAUUCCCACCUGUUUGGGAAGAAUUGUGGAGCAGCUGGAUAAUGAUGAUGCUAACACCAGAAGCAUGCCACUUGACCACAGCAACUUGGAUGUGAGUGUUACACUCGAUAUUACACUGUUCACAUUACCCCAGCAGGAUACGUAUGCACUUGACAUUCCACAUUUGGAUCUGGAAAGCACAGAUGAAGUUUUACCUUCUUCACCAAGAGAGAGAAGAUAUGAACGCAGGCUGGCGUUUCGUCCUUUUUCUCCUACGUUGUCCGAUCACAGUGACGAGGAUGAAGUGGUUUUGAAUCCUCUUGGCCACUUGUCUAUAUCCCAUCACAGGGCAGUGGAAAAUUUACGCAAACAAAUUGUCUGGUUGAUGAGCGAUGAGAUAAUAGCAGCAGCACGGACGACUGUACCCAUAACGUCAGCAACGUUGGAGAAAGUAGUUUGUCACAUUCAAUCUAGUCAGGUGAAGUCGUGUCAAUCUGUUCGGGUUCCACUUCUGUUUGUUUACGGUGUGGAACAGAGCAUGCGUCGUUUCAUCCAGGAAUUUGAGUCAAUGUUUAUUACUAGCUACAAUCUCAACAAAGUAGAGAACUAUUAUUAUCUCAGCGAAGAUCGACCUCUAUUACGGCAUUCACACAUGAAAACUGGUUCUCUGUACUCGAGCUUGGAAGGUCUUGAUCAUCAAACAAGAGGCAGUAGACGAGGAUCAGUAGAUCUAUCUCACAAGGUUCACAUGGAUUCAUUGCAAUUACCAUCUACAUACGCAAGCCAAGCAAGUUUAGGCGGCAUAAGCUUAGACUCUGUGACAACAUAUGAUGCUGCUACGGGUGAAGGAAGUGAAGAUGACAGCAGCAUGCCAUAUCUGACUCGGAUGUUACAAGAAGCCGAAGGUCACGCUAUUGCCGCCUGUUCUGAUUUGUGGCUCAUUUUGAAGGUCUCACCUCAACAUGUGGAUCUUUAUUUUCAUUCGAGGUAUUCAGAGACGUCAUCUGCAAAUGAGGAUAGACAGCGAUGUCUUCUUGAACAAGUAGAAACUGAGGUGAAGUCGAAGUGUCGUCUGGUCAAUCAGGCAAUGUUACUGACUAGUUUACUGGAGAAACGUGUUUGUCACCACUUGCUGCUUUCCGAGUCGAAAGAGGACACGUGGGCUCAAGGCAGCUUAGUGUUUUCGUCAUCACCCCUUUCUUUCAACUACACAUCCUUAUCAUUUGAGCAGAAUGCCAUUAAUUCUCUACCUCCUGGUCACUUUGAGUGCAGUCUGCAGCACACAUGCCACAUCCCUUUGCACUGGAGGGUUGCAGCUACAGCUGCUGGCCUUCAAGCUGCUCAUGCGGCACUUGUGCCAUUUAUGGUCAUAAACAGGAAGAACAUGUAUGUCUACCAGGAACAGGGUGGUUCUGAGAAUAUUUUCUACAUCCGUUUGUCAGAGUCUAUGUGUGUGACUGAGUAUUUGGGACCGUCAAAUCGAAAAUUGUUGAGAUCUCAGAGUUCAAUGGAAGUGCGCAGUGCUUCAUCCAUGUCUGUCAGAGGAGCGAGUGAAUAUGGAGAUGACUGGAGCACAGCGGGUGCAUUUAACAAUCGCACUUUGACAGAGCCAAACAAUGAGAGUAAACUCGAUAAAAGUGUAGCUGUUGAAGUAUUUGGUAUUACAAAGCCAGGCCCGGACAUUACUGUGGAGUUGGUAGGCAUUUUGCAGAAAAAGAUUGAGAACACUUUGUUGAGUUGCUUGACGAAUGUUAUUUCAAGAAAUCCAAAUAGUAAAUUGGAUACUGCUGACAUACAGUUUAUACAGCCACUGGGAAUGGCACCGACCACCGAGUUUUCUUACGUUGUUUCAAACUUGAUUCCUCUUGAUCAGCGAGCGUUAUUGUAUUAUCUUCAGCAGCAUCUGUUGCAGUUUCUUGUGGCACCAAACUAUCAGACUUUGUCCUCAGAAAGCCAAUUCAGACAUUCACAAACUCUUGGAGAAGAGCCAGAAACACUUUUGCCAUACGAUUGUGUGUUUCUGUACUGUCGGUCUCCAAUAGAAUCUGCUGCAGGUCUAGCUUGUGUGUAUGCUCAGUGCACUGGAUUUGUAUUUAGUGGACUUGAUGAAGCAGAAAGCACUUUUGACAUAAGAGAUCACUCCAUUGCUGUUCUUACUGCUGUUUUUGAGUCAGAGUUGGAUGCAUCAAGAGUGUGUGAUCCCGCGGUGCAAUUUCAGCUGUGGGUGCGAGGUGAUGUCGGUCUCAGCAACUUGAAGAAAAAACUCAUGAAGAGUGUAGAACACGCUUUGUGUGACUAUCUCCUGGAGUAUUUUGUGUUAGUGAUGCCGUUGACACCAAUUCCGUGUGUGGAUCUUGACCCAGACAAAACAGUUGAUGCUGAAGAAGUAGAUACAGACAAGUACCAUGAAUGGGCUAUCGUGACAGUAUCACACCCCACACCUGAGCGCAGCCAAAGCCUCACACUGACAUGCAAUAGAGGGGCUGAAAUAGUGUACGUUCAACCUGGUGAGUCACCUUGUUUGGCAUUUGAUUUGGGUGGGAAGAGCGAUCUGGAUGCCAAGGCAGAGGUGUUUAGGACGCAAUCAUGUGGUUCUGAUAAAGACGACUGCCGAGUUGACGACAGACCUGAAACGCCAGAACCUCAUGCUCCUCCCCAAAGUCAAGCUAUUGACACUCCAACAAAGAAAAGACACCAACACACUCUGCCUAGUGCUAGGCGACUCAAAAGAAUGAUCAGUGGUCAGAACUCGGGUCAGGCACCUGUUGUCUCCCCGGGUGUGUCCAGUUGUUUCUCAUUACCUAAAGAUGUCAAGUUUGCUUUACACAGUGCAUUUGUCGAGUAUAGCAGGACGUCAUCACUGGAAGAAUCUCCACAAAAGUCUAAAAUUUCCAAAGAAGUUCCCGGUUGGCUUGCAAAAGAGAUUCAACGAAGAGAAAGUGAGCGACUGCGUGAGUUGUUGGAAAAGGCUGCUGUGGGUGACACGGGUAGUCUGAUGAGUGCAUUUCACAAGAAGGGCAUUUGUUUGAUGGAUCACGCUUGCGAGAUUCAAAGUCCAACUACUCAUUGUUACAAGUUGUCACUAUUGUCACGAUAUGCUGUCGACUACCUGCUGAAAGAAAUUGAACGGGCAAUUCCAACUUUCUUUCCUGAGAUAUCACCAUUUACAUUUUGUUUGGAAAACUGUGAUCAAACUUAUCGUCCUUACAAAACGAGAAGGAAAAGUCUGGAGAGUACAAGGGAUGGCGAGACGUCAUGCGAUGGUUUACAUGUAACGAAAAUGCCAUUGGGUGAUCAAUCAUUUAUCAUUACGGGAAGAAAAUUAGAUGACUGGCAAUACACAGUAGAAUCUAUGGCUGGUGGCAUUCAUUCAAACAAGAAAGCUGGACAAGGUGCAAGCAAGCAGAGCAUAAAGUUCAUGCCAUUCGAUGGCCACACUGCGACUGGAAAACCACCGGGACAGCACACGUUUCUUGAACAGGAUCAAUUUAUUCCAAGACAAAAGUUCUUUCUGUUUCAUAUUAGAGACAAGCAGAUCAUAUUCUACACGUACAACUACCCACCUGAGCUCAACAAUCGGAUUGACCGCUUUCUGAGUAGACUGUCUGAAUGGCAGAAUGCACGCAGUCGUUUCCUCGACUUUGUUUUAGGGCAGAAAAUGGGUCUAUUUCACCAUUUUCGAACGGUUAUUUCUAGAGGCUCAAGAGAAAAUGCAGCAGCUGUUUUGAAAAGGAAUUCUAGCGACUUGGAUCAGCUAGUCCAAGAGACCGUACCUCCAACGAAAGAAUCUCUUCAACGGGAAAGAGGCUCGCUUUAUAGUGUAGUCAGCAAGAGUACAACACCACAGAGCAGUCGGGCAGCAAGCAGCUCUCGAGGGGCAACGUCGCCAAGUGGCCGAGGACAAAGCGCUAGUUCAGGAUCCACGAGUAACCGCACCAAUUCAAGCACACUGGACGACUUUGAUGGCCUCUAUCGAGAGACGUUUCCAAGAAUACCGAUGCACUACAGUCUUUACUCUUCUCACAGCGAUCCGGUCCGCCGCCACUGCAAGCAAGCAUUGGACUUAAAGGCAUAUCAAAGAAAAAUGGACAACCGGGCUAUUCAGUUGGCAGAUAUUCUUGACACUUGGCAGGGUCGAUCUAAACAGAAGACUGCAAUAUCAAUGGAGCUUUUGGUGGUAUUGAAACAGACAGCUCGCCUUAUACACUACUGUAAUUCACCAUUGCUGCUCAGUCGGAAGUGGCGCAAGACUCUUAUUGAAACGAGCUACCAACGAGAAGCGAUCAACAUUGAUCUGUCCGUAGACGACUUCACGGCGGCUGCUCAAGCUGGUGGUAGUAGAGAUGUCAAGUCUGUGGACAGCGAAGCAGGAAGUGGGUUUGAUGGUGAAGAAGAAGACUAUUGGCACCAAUGUGUACGCUUCGCGUUCUUGAAUGACUAUGUGACGUACCUCGAACAGCAGCUUGGCUUUUUGGUCAUUGACGUGAAACAGGGUGGCUCUUUGUUCAGAUCUAGCUCUGUUGACAGCGGGAAGGAGACCAGCCCAUCGCCGUUUGUUGUUUCUGCAAACAGCAACUCUACACAUACUGGACUGCUAGGUUCAAAGUGUCUUCAGAAAACUUUGGCAGGCGGUUUGAUUUUGAUGGAAUUGUCCUUCCAGGAUUCAUACUUCUCGGUGAGACUGUACGCUCUGGAAGCGUCUCGAAUUCGUCGGGAUGUUGUACUGAAUACACAGAUGAGCAAGCUAUUUACGGACGAGUGCAGUCACUUGAAAGAUCUGACACAUGUGCAUUCGUUUGCUUAUGAUUUUCAUCUUCGCCAGAUUCACAAUUUGCUAUCGACUCAACCAGGGGUGCAGUCUUUGCUUCCGAGCGGAUAUCCUCUGAUGGAUUUCCUCGACGACUUCAACACACUCUGUGUGAACCCGCCAACCUACAUCAGGAAUCGUCUCUUGACCGAUGACAUUGCUAUGUCUAUUCCGGUAACAGCAAGUCCUGAUGACUUGUUUCGGUACCUUCUUGUCAAUUCGACUGCUUAUGGUUUGAAGACUCUGGAGACAAGUAUCAAUCAGUUUUCUGCGGCAGCGUCUCCAUGCGAGCCUGUGUGGACAAUGGCUGCUGGGGAUAAACUUGUCUUGAUGAAAGCAAGUGAUGAUGUUUCGCUCAGUAAGAAGAAAGGAGUGCAAUCUAGAUUUUUUCCGUCAGACAUGGAGUUUCAUUCGUAUUUGCUGAUUUGCCAGAAGAGCAAAGGUCUCGAAAUGGUGAGUCUUGACUCGACUGAAUUGCAAGGCAGCAGCUACGAGAUGCAUUUACGUUUCUACCUGGUGUUAAUCAGUCGGCAUCACAUAUUCCCCAGACUUACUUUGACAUCUCCUCGAGGAUGGAGACAGUCUAUUGUCAAGUUCAUUCGAAGCAGUUCACUCAGUCGAAAGGAAGAGACAGGACCAACAAGCAGUUCCCCUGCUGGCAGGUCUCCUAAGACAGCGAAUAAUCUUGUUGAUGGUGCUGACAAUGAGGAUGAUGAGGAGGAUGACGAGGAUGAGGAUUCGUUUACCAGAGAUUUAACCAUUUCUCCUGCUCCAGUUUUGGAUCCUGCUGCUAUCAAAGAGCAAGUGAAUGCAGCAAAGCAGCUACUUGGGGAUGCAAUUCGUUCAGCUACCAGGCAUUUUCGUCGCGAUUCAUUGUGGAAACGUUUGUUGUUUGGUUACGCUGAUCCAGGAUCGGUCAAGAAGGACCAAACUUCUUCACGCGGGAGUUCUCAAGACAAAAGCAGUAGCCAGAUAGAUGAGACUGUGAUCACUCGAUUAACUUUUGAAGAGUUUGAUGAGCUGCUGUGCCUGGUCUCUCCCGUCAGUUUAGACUCCAUGGAUAAGAGGCUUGCUCCAUUUCUUCAGAUGAACAGAGAAUGGUAUCACGGUUUAGUGAGCGGCUUAACUGUUCGGUUUGGUGAACAAGUGCGUACUUUCAAAAAACCAGAUGGCACAAUGUUUCAUUUGAUUGUAUUUAGUCCAGAAUUUCAUGAUGCUUUUGUUUUACUAACUCUACAUGCUACCGGAUCUCGAAACAAGGCAGAGUUCACUGUUGUGUACAAGAAGACAUCAGAUCAGUCUUCUCAGUCGGCACAAGAUGUCGAGACAGUUUCUGACCAAGAACUGGCAUGUCGGGCGUUGAUCGAGAAUGUUGUCAACUUUACAUGUUAUUACGUGUGGACUCUACUGACUAAGUGACAGUGACAUAUUUGGUUGUAAAUUGAAUGAUCUUGAGCAAGUUGCAGCAGCUCUCUCUAGGACUCUCUGCUACAUUUUCUGUCGAAUGACAAAAGGACAUUUUUGUUUUGUACAUAGAUUACACCAGGCUGUUGGUGUUGGUAAGCAAUUUUGUAUACAAGCAAAUGGAGAUG
Messenger RNA from Corticium candelabrum, 9470 nucleotides. Its product is annotated as KICSTOR complex protein SZT2-like. Lineage: Eukaryota; Metazoa; Porifera; Homoscleromorpha; Homosclerophorida; Plakinidae. The coding region runs from base 1 to 9297 and encodes 3098 amino acids. The transcript has 46 exons. Gene Ontology annotation, cellular component: peroxisome. The record is from RefSeq and is a predicted model, not a curated record.